UUAAAAUUUAGGGGAGCUUAAUAGUUCCAUUUACAAUGUUAAAUAUACUUAAACAAUGUCUAUACUGACAUCAAAGUACAUCUAACCGUUGUGAAAAUAUUAAAAAAUAAUGGAAGAGGUUUUGUCCAAUAAUAUUCCUAAAGAUUCAUGUUCUUCUACUUUGUCACAAGAAUCGUUUUACGUAAAGUUUGGGAAUGGAGUAGACAUAAAUACAAUGGAGUUGAUAUCGACUGAAAGAGAAUAUAAAAAUUCUGAACCUGAAGUAAAUCUUCCAAAGAAAGAAAAAGUGAAAUAUCCUCCUGAAUUAUUUUUUACUGCCCUUACGGAUUACCGACAUCAAUGUUAUUAUCAACAAACGCAAAAUUUUACUAGGAGACUUUCCAGAGCUGAAAAGCAAGAAGAAUGGAAACAAAUGGGAUCGGAAGCUUUGGCUACAGCAUUAUCAGCUCUUUAUGGAAAACUUUUGGUAGUGAUGGGGACAGCAUUUCCAAUGGCUGAAGUGAUCUCUACGUAUAUCCCACCAUCAUUUUACGAAGCAUAUUAUUUAUAUCUUUAUAUUGGCAGUAUGUUUUUUCUACUAUACAUGUAUAUCGUAUUAGCUAAUAAUAAACGGAGGAUAAAAAAAGAAAUGAAACAGGUUCCAGUAACGAACGAUCACGAAGAAUUUCAUUCAGACGAAGAUGAUGACGAAGAUAAUGAUUCCAAUGAUACAACUUGUUCUCAUAAUCGUAACCCGUACAGAAAUAGGAGGAUUUCGUUGUCAACCAUUCAUAAUAAGCAGAAUCAUUAUGGAAGUUUUUAUCUUAGAAUGGGUGCAGUGGCUUUUGGAAUAGGAAGUAUGAUAUAUUCUGGCUUGGAAUUUGGUCAAUACUUUGAGUUAGAAAUCGAUACAAAAUGCCAUAACGUUUUACUGGCUCUUACUCCUGCAACUAGAAUGGCAUUCAUCUUCAUACAAAUGUAUUUUAUAUUCUUGAACAAUGAGCAAAUUAGUGUUUACAAACAAAAAUUAGCUGCAAGAUUCGGUUUAAUGCAUAUGAUUGGUACUAAUUUGUCUGUUUGGUUGAACGUGUUAGUGCAAGAAACAAAACAUGAAAUUUUAACAUUUUAUAAUCCUGAAAAUAAUACUUUGAAAAUAUCACAUCGUAUCCCUUAUAAAAACAGCGUCUUAGGCCAUGGUCAUCAUUUUGACCACCGAACGGAGAAUAUUUCCCAUCAUAUAUCUACAAGGGGUUUAAAAGGCCCUCAUCAUUUAUAUGAAUGCAGAAGAACAAACAUAAUAGGAUCUUUAGUCCAAGACGCCGCACCAUUUUUAUUUCCUUGUACCAUAGAAUACAGCCUUAUAUGCGCAGCUAUCCUCUAUGUUAUGUGGAAAAGUAUAUCGAAACUUCCACCUGUCGGUUCAUCAGCUGCAAAAUUCAAAUUAGCAGAAAUGAAUAAAGUGAAAAGAAGCCCACAUCUUUAUUCGGUGGAUUGCGCCAGAGCUCACAAAGGAUUAUUUGUAGGGAUUCUAUUACUUGUUCUCACUAUUAUUUCAUUGAUAUUAUUCUUUGUGCUAAUAUCGCGAGUUGAGUUUAUAGGAUUAGCUGUAAUAGAAGUAAAUAUUUGUGAGCUUACGUUGUAUGCAUUGACAACAUUGGCAUCUAUUAUAGGAAUGUGGCAGAUGAGAAAUUUAAAAUAUAAUUUAAGUAAAAAUUUACAUUUAGAUAACAUACUUUUAGUAGGUGCCCAGACUGGCAUGUUUAUCUACAGUACGUUCACUAUAAUAGGAGGACAAUUCACUAUACAGAAAACUACUGUAUUAGUAUUAAUAACGGCUUUGAGUUCUCUAUUACAAACGACAUGUCAAACAAUUUUUAUCCUAGAUGCUUCUAGAAGAACGUGCUAUACUCCUGAACAAAUGAAAAAGAAACCAGGAAGGCAAAUCGUCACAUUUCUUCUUAUUACAAAUUUGGCUAUGUGGGCAAUUAAUACUUUGGAAAAAUCUAGAGCGGAAUCCCAUCCGAUCCAAUUGCACUUUUAUGGUUUAUGGGCUUGGACCAUUAUCACACACGUUUCUAUGCCGUUAGCUAUAUUUUAUAGAUUUCAUUCGACUGUGUGUCUUUGUGAAAUUUGGAAAAGGACCUAUAAAAUGAAACCUGCUUAUCUAUAAUGUGUAAUAAACGCAAAAAAAUUUAGCAAUGUCGCAUACUAUUUGCUGCAAAUUAUGUUUUCAUAAUUUUUAUUUAAAUUUUAUACUUAUUAUAGGCAUCCACAAUAAUUGUCAAUAGCUCAUGUUCAUUUGACUCAGUUCGAGUCAAAUAUAAAAUAGUAUAUUUGUAGUUUCUUCUUUUUCUAUAUUAAAAUUUAUUCCUUGAACUUAUCUGGAAAAUUUAUUAGAAGAAACUUCAUCAAUACCUUGAACAUUUCUACAAGUUCUUCCACAAUUUUAGGAAAACUUUUUUAUUCGACUCGGGGACUUGGAAAUAUCUCUUUUGCUUUUCCAAUAUAUUACCACUGGAAGUUCAUGAAAAGAACGAAAUAAAAACUGCAUUUAAAUUUUCCAACCAAAUUCAGUCAAUUGUAAUCAAAUAUGUGUGUGGUGUCUUUAUGGAACACAACAUCCAUUAUAUUGACAAACUAGGUUCGCUUCUAUUCAUUUUUUUCCUGUAAUCUACUCCUUAAUCGCAUAGUAAUUCCAAUCCAAUAUAUAUUGAAACAUGACUUCAUUUUAUUGUGUUUUAACAAAGUACCGCAAAUAUUUAUAUGAUUAGUUAAAAGUUACUCUAUCGGUAUUACUGGAUAUUUCGCCACAAACACCAUUUACUGUGAAAAUUGGAGAAAACUUUUUAGAUUCCUAUUAUUUAUAAAACAAGUUUGUUUAUUUAAUAUUAGUAUUAUUUUAGUAUUAAACUUAUAAAUUAAAAUUGAUACUAAUAGACUUCUAUAUGUACUAAACUAGUUAGAAGUUAUGAAUGUUUUGAGUCAGAGUAAAUAAGCUGUAUUUGGAUUUCAUGUUAUUAGGUACUGCUGACAUUCGCUAGGUUGCUAGUUAGAAAUCGUUUUAGUAUUAGAUAAUGAAUUACAGCAGAACAAGAGUUAAGUUACCAGGAAAGCUAUGAACAAUAUCAUAUACCUAUUACAAACUUGUUAGUUGUCUGAAUAAAUACAUUAAAAUUAUAGUUUUAAAAAAAUCUGAAGUCACUUCCAUAAAGAUGAGAACUAAAUAAUAAAUUCCAAAGUUAUUUCUAUAAGCUUAAAGUGAGACUAUUAAUUACAAAAAUUAUGUCAAAAAGAUAGUUGACUUUCAACAUUUUUUUGAAAACUAUAAUUUUAUGUUCAUUAUUUUGGAUAAAAAUACAGAUAGAAAUUGAAGAAAAUAGUUUAUGUCAAUAAACAAUAUAAAUAAAAAGUAAGGGGUCUUUUCUAAAAUAAAAAAGAAUUAAAUAGAAUAGUUGUAAUUUUGAUGCCUUAUGAACAAUGAAAGCCAUUCAAAAUAAAAUUUCAUUUUAAUCAAAACCUAAAUAGAUCGUUCCAUUUGGAAUAAAUAAAA
This is a messenger RNA of Diorhabda sublineata, 3529 nucleotides long. Its product is annotated as proton channel OtopLc-like. The transcript has 7 exons. Gene Ontology annotation, molecular function: proton channel activity. Gene Ontology annotation, cellular component: membrane. The record is from RefSeq and is a predicted model, not a curated record. The coding region runs from base 110 to 2149 and encodes 679 amino acids. Lineage: Eukaryota; Metazoa; Arthropoda; Insecta; Coleoptera; Chrysomelidae. Gene Ontology annotation, biological process: proton transmembrane transport.